GUUCUGUAAGUUUGGAAUUUCUACCGAUGAUCGACAAAUUGCGUAUACGUAUUUCUGUGGGUGCCGUGAGGCGGCGAGAAAGGCCACCUCUUUAAAUUAAAAGAAGGAAUGACGCUAGAGAAUCCGUUCUUUGUCGUCAAGGACGAAGUUUGUAAAGCUUUAAAUAAAAAUCGCGGUUUAUACGGGCGCUGGACGGAAUUGCAGGAUGUUGUCACGAGUCCUACUGUAAGUGGGGGAAUCCCAAUCUCACGCGACGAAUUAGAGUGGACUACUACUGAAUUACGGAAAGCUUUACGUUCAAUCGAAUGGGAUCUUGAUGAUUUAGAAGACACGAUUUAUAUGUAUGUAUGUGUAUAUAUACGUAUUGUAGAAAAAAAUCCAACAAAAUUUAAAAUAGAUAACAAAGAAUUAACGGUUCAACGAAGUUUUAUUGAACAAACUCGAGAAGAAGUUAAGACUAUGAAGGAUAAAAUGAAUUUAAGUAGAGGUCGGGAUCGUGAUAACACAGCAAGACAGCCACUUUUAGAUAAUAGUCCUGCUCGAGUUCCUGUCAAUCAUGGCACAACAAAAUAUAGCAAAUUGGAAAAUGAAAUUGAUAGUCCAAAUAGACAAUUUUUAGGAGAUACCUUACAACAACAAAAUGAUAUGAUAAGACAACAAGAUGAGCAACUAGAUAUGAUAGGUGAAAGCAUUGGAACAUUGAAAACAGUAUCUAGACAAAUCAAUACUGAAUUAGAUGAGCAAGCAGUUAUGUUAGAUGAAUUUGGUAAUGAAUUAGAAGUAACGGAUUCUAAAUUAGAUGCAACAAUGAAAAAAAUGGCCAAAGUUCUUCAUAUGAGUAAUGGUAACUAUAAUAAUUACAUUCCUGCUCCUACUACUGCAACAUCUAGUGUUUCUGAUCUUGCCUCUAAACCUUCUUCUCUAUCAUCUUUAUCAAAUACAAUAACUAACUGUUUCUUAUGUUCUGGAGAUUAAAUUUAAUAUUUUUAUUAUAAUUUUUUAUCAUAAUUAUUCAGUAAUAUUUAUAAAUUAUAUUUUUUCAUUUAAUAAUUUCAAUUUCAUUUUGUUCAAAUCAAUUUAUUUAAAAUAUUAAACAAAUAUUAAUAUUUAUGUUUAAAAUAUUAAAUAUAAAUAUUAAUAUUUAUUUAAAAUGUUAAGUUAGCUUUAUUAUUAUUAUCUAAUUAUUGAAUUAUCAAAAAUUAAUAAUUUCUAAUAUUUACUGAAAAAUUAUGGAAUUGUGUUAUGAAUUUAAUAAUUCAUUUUGCCUUUACGAUAACAUUGCAUAUUGUAAUCACUUAUGAAAAUAAGUCAUUUCCUACAUUCUCUUAAUUAAUUUAAAUUGAUUCUUAGCACUAUUGCACUUAUUUCUAAAUUUUUGAUUUUUUUUAUUAAAUAUAUGUAGGAUUAUAUUGAUAUGUAAUUAUUUAGAAAGAAUAAUUUAUUGGAGAGUAGAAGUCUCAUUAAAUUGACAUAAUCUUUAAAAGAAAAAAUUAGUCAAAUAAAUUCUAAAUUUAUUUUUUUUUUAACUUUUAAAUUAUAUUUAAUGCAUUUAAAUUAUAAUUAAUACAUAUUUUAAUACAUAUAAUUAAUACAAUAAAAUAUUGAUAUUGAUUUCAUUAUAUGAAAUAAUUUUUUAGUUUUUUAUUUAUAAGCAAAAAGUUAUAUAAAUAAAAUAUAUUAAAUAUUAAUUAUUAAAAUAUAUUAAAAAUAUAUUAAAUAUUAAUUAAAUAAAAAUUAUUUAUUAUUUUUAUUUCAAUUGAGAAGAAUUAAUUAAAUAUUUCAUAUUUUAAUAAAAUAUUAACAAAUUAAAAUAUGUUAUAAAUAUCAGAUAAAAAUAAAAAUUAAUACAUAUAAUAAUAAUAAUAAUAAUUACUAAUUUAAGUUAAAAAUUUUUGCCAUUCUUUUUUAUUUACUUUACUAUUCAAAAAUUAAGAAUUAAAUUUAUAUUAUUAAAUUAAGAAUUAAAUUUUAUAUUUUGACUCGUUGUUUUUAUAUGUUUUUGUGUGUUUUUAUAUGUUUUUUAUUCAAUAUGUUUUAAUACAUUUUAUGAAUCUGUUUCUUACUUAAUAAAAAUAAACAAGAAUAAAGAAAAAAGUUUUUUAAUAUAAAAAAUUGUUAAAAAUCUAUAUAAAAUAAUUAGAAAAUCUAUAAAUUUUGAAAAAGUUAUGUAUAUUCAGAUUUAAAUAAAUGCUAAAAAUGUAGUAUUAAAAUGGACCAGUUGCAGUUUCCAUAAAAUAAUUAUCUUUAAAAUUUCUGUAAUUUAAUACAAUUCAAGUAAUUAUUAUUUAUAUAGUAUUAUAAUAGCUAAAAUAGUUUGAAAUUCAAUCAGCAAAAUCAGAAAAUUAAAAAAAUUAUUGUAUAUUAAAAAAUUAUAGAUAAAUUGUAUAAAAAUACCUCAAUAAUAUUCAAUUAAUUUUAGAUUAUUAGAAGAAAUUUAAGAUUUUGUCAAAUAUUUCAAGGCAAAUAUAAAGAUAAAAAAAAAGCACAAAUAAUUUGUGCCUGGAAAAAUUUUAAUGUCUCAUUUAUAGAUAGAUAUAUACUACAGAUACAUACUAUUUCUUAGUAUGUUCUAAAACUUCUGAUACUUCUACUUCCAAUGUAUAUGUGAUAUUAAUAUAUGAUAUUAAUGUUUGAGGCAUAGAUGAAAAAUAAUUUAGGACAUGCUAGUGUGAAAUAUUCAUAUAAUAACAUUGUAAAAGUACCAAUCAUUUUAUGUGUGUAAUGAAUGUAAACGAAAAUACAAAGUUUGAAAAGUUUGAAAGAAAAUUGUUGAAGAGAAAGAAGAGCAAAAUGUGAAAAGAAUUAUUUGUACGUAUGAUGAUUGUUGAUUGAUUGUUUCUCAAUGUGAAUGAGAUUGUUCAUAAGUAUUAUAAGAUAGUUUGAAACUUUCUUCAUUUUAAAAAAAAAUGAAACAUUAGAAAAACUUUAAAAUUAAAAACUGAAAUAUUUAUUCAUUGUUAAAAAAGUAUUAAUAAUAUAAUGUUGUGAAUUCAUACAUAAAACAGAAAUUGUUUAUUUUAGUUUAUAUUUAAAAGUUAAAAGUAAAAAUUAUACAUACUUUAUUAUUUUGCAUAAAUGACCAAUUGUGAAGACAUACUGAUAAAUAAAAUUGGAGAUUUUAUUUAUAUUGUACAUAUUGCUGUAAAGUACCAAAUUCCUAAUCCAUUAAAAUUAUUUAAAUAAUAAUUACAACAAUAAUAAUUCAUUACAUAUUGAUUUCUUUGCUUGAGAGAUAAUAAUAAAUAUAUAUUAUUAUACUUUUAAUAUAAUUAAAUUUUUAUCAAAAUUAACUUUCAAUGUUUUAUUUCAAUUAUUAUGUUAAUUUUUUUAAUAAUCAUAUAAAUAGACAAUUUAUAUUUAAAAUUUUAUUAUAAAAUCUCUCAAUCAUGGAAUUAAAUUUUUUUCACUCAAAAUUUAUGAAUAUGUGUUUUACAGGUAUCAUUCUGCUCUAAUUAUUGCUUUUAUAUGUUUAUGCAAAGAAUUUUUAUUUAUGUGUUUAUGCAAUGUUUAAAAAAUUAAUAAGAAUUAUCAAUCUGAAGCUUUUGUAAUUUAAUAAAUGUUACAAUUACUGCUUGUUAUGUAUGAAUAAUUUUAACUCAAAAUGUAAUUUUAGAAAUCAAUUAAAUUAUUAAUUUAUUUUAUAAUAUUGAUUCUUUGCAUUCUAAUUGACAUUAUUAAAGUUUAUAGAGGAUGUAUCAAAAUAUUUUUUAAAAUAUAUAAAAAAUUAAAGAUCUUUUUAUUAGACCAUAUUAAGUUUUAUAAAUAAUGAAUAAUAAAAUCAAUAUCAUUAUUUUUUAAUUUUUUAAUCAUUUUUUAUUUUUUUAUUUUUUAGUAAUAGCACAUUUAUAAUUAAAAAUUUAUUAUUUUAUUAUUUAAUAUUUAAGAGUGCAGAGUAUCAAUAUAAAAAAUAUAAUGUUGUUAUAAACUGCUUGUUAAUGAAUGCAUGUUGAAAAUAAUGUACAAUAUUUACCGUUUGAAGAAGGGCCAAAUAUAUAAGUAUUAAUUUUUUUUAUAUAGUAUACUAUACAAUAUGUUAUUCAUUUAAUUUUAACGUCAUUCAAUGAAUGAUGAUAAAAUCUCUUGAUUCUGACUACUUUUUUCAUAAGUGACGCAUGUGAUGUUACUUUCCGUUUGUUUUAGAUCGGAGACAAUGGGUAGCCAUUGGAGUGUUGACCGCUAUAUUGGUGUUUCUAAUAAUUUUAUUUAUAAUUAAGUGAAAUGUUUAAUUUUCUAGUUUCCCUAAGAAUUUAUUGGUUCUUCUUCAUAGCAUUUAGAUGAAUGUGUUAACUUCUGUUUUAAUAAUGAAUUAUUAAGUUAGCGAUAAUCUAUGAUCCAUUAUAAUAAAUAUUUAUAGUUAUUA
Molecule: messenger RNA, 4360 nt
Organism: Apis cerana (Asiatic honeybee)
Lineage: Eukaryota; Metazoa; Arthropoda; Insecta; Hymenoptera; Apidae
Product: syntaxin-6
Biological process (GO): vesicle fusion; intracellular protein transport; retrograde transport, endosome to Golgi
Cellular component (GO): endomembrane system; synaptic vesicle membrane; SNARE complex
Molecular function (GO): SNARE binding; SNAP receptor activity
Source: RefSeq, a predicted model, not a curated record